CAUCCUCAAGCAACUAGCGCGUCCAAUGCAGUCCUCCUGACAGACUUGAAGCGACAGCGCUGACCUGGAUAACCGCUGAGCCUGUGUCCAACGCUGAGGCAGACGGACUCACAGAUACACCGGCCGACAGACAGCGGUGUCAGCGGCCCAUCAGCAUCCAACACUGCAUCCACACCAUCCUUCCCCCAUCCUCCUCCUCUCUGUCACAUCUGACAUGGCGGACCCCAGCCUCACAUCACCCUCUGGGACGCCGCUGCGCUCCCCCAACGCCUCUCUCACCCUGUCCUUCCCCUUCUUGAGGGAGGGGAGCCGGGUGUGGGAGGAAGGGAAGGAGCAACCGCUGCCUCGGGAUCUGCCCAGCCCGCUGCCAACCAAACGCACCCGCACCUAUUCAGCUACAGUACGUGCCCAAUCAGGACCAGUGUUCAAGGGCAUGUGUAAGAACUUCUCCAGGUCACAAGGUCACGGCUUCAUACGACCCUCUCACGGCGGCGAAGACAUAUUCGUUCACAUCUCAGACAUCGAGGGGGAGUAUGUCCCAGUCGAGGGCGACGAAGUCACAUACAAAGUGAGCCGGGUCCCGCCCAAGAACCUGAAGGUGCAGGCGGUGGAGGUGAAGAUCACACAUCUCAAUCCAGGGACGAAACACGAGACCUGGUCUGGGCAGAUCAUCAGCUCAUAGGAUCUGAGCUCCGGGCCUGGGGGGGUCGUGC
Messenger RNA from Seriola dumerili (greater amberjack), 713 nucleotides. RefSeq names its product cold shock domain-containing protein C2-like (gene csdc2b). Gene Ontology annotation, molecular function: mRNA 3'-UTR binding. Gene Ontology annotation, biological process: regulation of mRNA stability. The record is from RefSeq and is a predicted model, not a curated record. Gene Ontology annotation, cellular component: cytoplasm. The transcript is spliced from 4 exons. NCBI's taxonomy places the organism in Eukaryota, Metazoa, Chordata, Actinopteri, Carangiformes, Carangidae. Bases 215 to 682 code for a protein of 155 amino acids.